GUUGUCAUUCUGAAGUUAAUUUUGUGAAAAAAGUAAAAAUUGUUGCAGAUUUCAACGAUAGUCGCUAAUUGUAGAAAAUAUAUUGUAAAUAAAAAAUGUCUGUACGCGUUAUUAAUGAUGAAGCACAUUUCCAAACUGAACUGGCUGCUGCUGGUAUACGUUUGGUGGUGGUAGAUUUUACAGCCACUUGGUGUGGACCUUGCCAACGUAUUGCACCACAGUUUGAAUUGUUGCCUGCUAAAUAUCCUAAAGCCAUAUUCCUGAAGGUUGAUGUAGAUAAAUGUCAGGAUACUGCCUCCAGUCAAGGCGUUUCGGCUAUGCCUACAUUUAUUUUCUAUAGAAAUAGGACCAAGAUUGAUCGCAUUCAAGGAGCAGAUAUUAAUGCCUUAGAAGCCAAAGUCCAGGAACACAUAGGUACCAGUGGUGGUGAUGAAACCUUUGAGGAUUAUGGACAAGGAUUGAUGGAAAUAAAUACAUUUAUUUCCAAACAAGAAUGUGAAUGCCUCAACGAAGCGGAUGACCAUCCUAUGAGCCAUUGUUUGACAUCAAAUGGUGGAUUUUUACAAUCGGAUUGUGACGAACAGUUGAUUUUAUCCAUCACAUUUAAUCAAUUGGUUAAAAUACAUUCAUUAAAAUUCAAAGCUCCUGCACAAUUGGGACCAAAAGAAAUAAAAAUUUUCAUCAAUCAACCCAGAACUAUUGAUUUCGAUCAAGCAGAAUCCAUGACAAGUGUGCAAGAUUUGACGUUGGAUGCAAAGGAUUUGGACAAAGGGACUCCCGUACAAUUGCGUUUUGUUAAAUUCCAAAGCGUACAAAAUAUACAGAUUUAUGUGAGAAACAAUCAAUCGGGUGGUGAAGUUACACAAGUGGAUUAUUUGGGUUUCAUUGGUUCUCCACUUAUGACCACCAAAAUGAAUGAUUUUAAACGUGUUGCUGGCAAAAAAGGAGAGAGUCAUUAAAUUUUCUUAAACACAUUUAAACCAGACAAGCAUAUUGAUAAUAAAAAGAAAAUAUAAUUUAAAAAUAAAUAAAACAAAAA
Messenger RNA from Calliphora vicina (urban bluebottle blowfly), 1039 nucleotides. It is a transcript of the gene Txl, whose product is annotated as Thioredoxin-like. Bases 96 to 959 code for a protein of 287 amino acids. The record is from RefSeq and is a predicted model, not a curated record. NCBI's taxonomy places the organism in Eukaryota, Metazoa, Arthropoda, Insecta, Diptera, Calliphoridae. Gene Ontology annotation, cellular component: cytosol. Gene Ontology annotation, molecular function: protein-disulfide reductase activity. The transcript is spliced from 5 exons.